Molecule: messenger RNA, 774 nt
Organism: Aspergillus nidulans FGSC A4
Lineage: Eukaryota; Fungi; Ascomycota; Eurotiomycetes; Eurotiales; Aspergillaceae
Product: MOSC domain-containing protein
Exons: 2
Coding region: 1-774 (257 amino acids)
Molecular function (GO): catalytic activity; molybdenum ion binding; pyridoxal phosphate binding
Source: RefSeq, a predicted model, not a curated record
AUGCAGAGCUCUAUGCAAGAGCUGUAUCAAACACCCGCCAUGAUGGAGACAUUGCAGAUCCGAGUACAAACCUUCUGGCCGAUUAGCAUCUCACCCACCAUUACAGGAAGCGUGAUGGCAGACAGCCACCCUCGCGUCCUCUCGCUCUCCACCGGUAAAGCCCAUACCUUCUCCAAAUCGCCCGCAUCAAGCCUAACCCUGAUUGCAAACUAUGGCGUCCAGGGCGACUGCCACGCAGGCACGACAGUCCAGCACCGAUCCAGGCUGCACAUCAGACCGGCUCUAGCGAACCUGCGACAGGUGCAUCUAAUGCCGCUGGAAAUCUUGCGACGAAUCUCAGACGGACUACCUUCCGACGAGAAGACAAAAUUAUUGUCACCCGGCGCCCUCGGACAGAAUAUCAUGACCCAGGGAGUGGAUCUACUGGGUCUUCCUGUUGGCGCAGAGUUGCAGUUUGUCACUGACGGUGACGGAGGAGGCGACGACGGGCCUGUUCUCGUUCUGACAGGGCUGAGGAACCCCUGCGCGCAAAUCAAUAGCUUCUGUCCUGGAUUGCAGGAGCAAUUCCUGGUCUGGGAUGCAAAGAGAGAUAUCACCGCGCGGCUGGCGGGGGUUAUGAGCACCGUCAGGGUUGGUGGAGAAGUUAGGGCUGGGAUGGGUAUUGUGGUUGUAAGGCCAGAAAAACAUGUGCUUCUGGGCCCUGUGUGGGUGGACCGCUCCUACCAUGGUAGAAUUAGGGAGUCCUGGCUAUGGGGAAAUUCGUACAUAGGAUGA